This is a messenger RNA of Peronospora belbahrii, 477 nucleotides long. NCBI's taxonomy places the organism in Eukaryota, Oomycota, Peronosporomycetes, Peronosporales, Peronosporaceae. The record is from the annotation of a GenBank genome assembly.
AUGCAUCAAGAACUCGGGUACGACAUCGCUAACAUGUCCAUCUUUCCCACGCUCAAGCAGUCCAAUGAUGCCCAGUUGAGCAUCUAUUGCUCGAUUUCGCGUCGCCUCCGUCACCAAGGGAAACAACAACGCGAUAAGCGAGCAGGACUUUCGAGUGAUUUCCACCGCCAGUGGAGAGACCUCAGGCGAAUUCGGGCGACUUUUCCUACCUGUACCCAAACGCUUUAUCGGCUUAAGAGCAACAGCUUCCCAUUAUGGAAUUGGGCGGCGCAGAACCUGUCGUGUCCACAGUCGGAAUGUGUACGUGGUCAAUCAGCUACGGCAAGCCACGUCUUCUGGAGCUGCCCUGUGGCGCAACGGCAUUGGGAAAAAUUAUUUUCUCUAUGGCAGUGUAUUGGCAUGUUCGAAGAGACAGACAAGCACGUAUGGUCUUUGGCAUGGAGCUUCCGGGCUUUCCGAGCGCUGCUGAAAAGCUAA